This is a messenger RNA of Colletotrichum lupini, 861 nucleotides long. RefSeq lists its product as uncharacterized. Lineage: Eukaryota; Fungi; Ascomycota; Sordariomycetes; Glomerellales; Glomerellaceae. The transcript is spliced from 3 exons. The record is from RefSeq and is a predicted model, not a curated record. Bases 1 to 861 code for a protein of 286 amino acids.
AUGUUUCGCGUCUCGCUUCCGCUCGACAUCUUCUUACCGCGGUCAGAAUGCAGGGUACCUUGUGCCCGACACAGAAGCGUUUGCUCCUCCUUCUUUCACAAUGGUACCGGACGCGUCGAGAUUGCUUUGCCUACCUGCUGCAUGCAAGACUCUUUGUCAUUGGGCAGACCCCUGGACACUCACCACUUGGCGCUUCGCACCAGACGGCCCUUGCUUCGACUUUGCCGCAGCGAUGGCCACACAGGCAUGGUCCCAGCCCUCCCACAACAGAAAGAUUGCCUAGUCUCCCGUGAAUUCUCCCAACUUGGGCGAACAACUGGGUGGUUCGAUUCGCCGACAAUGCCACCGAAAACUACGAUGGACUACGACGCUGCAGGAAGACAAACUGAGUCUACAUAUCCGUACACCGCAUCGAACAAUGUUUGCUCCGCAGCCAAGAAUCAGUACAACGGGCCUGUCAAGAUCAAAAUAAACGAGGGAACGAUCAUCAACAACAUCCGACCGGUGACAAACAAGACUUCGUACUACAUCACAGUUGUUCCCGAUGGACGAUUUUCCACUGGCACAUCAAGCCCUUCCGACAAGCGCGAUACGGAAAAUCCAGUUGAGGAGGAUAUUUCCCAUGAUUCAUCCAAGACAACACCCACUUCCGACGGUCGGCAGAUCUCGCUACCCAGCAGCGUUGACCAAGCCAAACAUGCACGUCUCCCGUAUUGGGUUGCUUGUUCUCCUCGCAUUAGCUGGUUAAGGACGAUCAUUCGCCAUUCAAGCCUGCGGGCUUACGGCCUUAUCUGCGGAUUUCUGAUGUGCUUGAUUUCCUACUAUAUCGGCACUCUACGUCACUCCGAAAGCAUUCGCUAA